This is a messenger RNA of Sardina pilchardus (European sardine), 3904 nucleotides long. RefSeq names its product caldesmon 1b (gene cald1b). Gene Ontology annotation, molecular function: actin binding; calmodulin binding; myosin binding. The transcript has 16 exons. Lineage: Eukaryota; Metazoa; Chordata; Actinopteri; Clupeiformes; Clupeidae. Gene Ontology annotation, biological process: muscle contraction. The coding region runs from base 133 to 2370 and encodes 745 amino acids. The record is from RefSeq and is a predicted model, not a curated record.
GAAAGUACAGGAAGGAAUUCUUGCUGAGAUAUAAACCAGACUGUGGAUUUGGUUCAUUGAUAUACUCGGGAGGACCGUGCAUGGACUUAACUUAUUCUAAAAUAAGGUCACAGGAAGCUGUUGUGAGGCAUCAUGGAAGAGGACCUUGACCUGGAGCGUCGCCGAGAGCUCAGGAGACAGCGCAGGGAGGAGAGGUCAGGCCAGGCUGAUGAGGAGGAUGACGAGGCGCGAGAGCAAAGGAGACAGGCCCGCUUGGAGAGACUACGCAACAGAGACAACAUGGAGUCCAGCGGCGUGUCUGACAAAGGGGCCGACAUUCUAUCCUCCGCCAUCAUGUCCAUCCCAGCCGGGGGCAGCGAGGACGACCAGGCACUUCUGGAGCGCAUCGCCAAGCGCGAGGAGCGGCGUCUGCAGCGGAUGAGGGAGGCCAUUGUGAGGCAGAAGUCACUGGAGGCUACCACUGCCGAAGGCGCCGUCAGCACCGAGCGGAGGUCGUCCGGCCAGCAGAGCAGCGAGGCAGAGUCGACCCAGAACGAGGCCUCGAGCCACGACGCCAGCUCCAGCAAGGAGACGGAGGAGAAGAAAGAAGAGGAGAAAACGACUGCGGAAGAAACAAAACAGGCAGCAGCGGACACAGUAACAGCUCCAGAAGCGAGUGAGUGCAACGAGGAGAAGCCAAGACCAGAGUCGAUAGAGCAGACUUCAGGAAAGGAAGAUGAGGAAAAGGCUGACAAAGAGGUAGAGAGCACAACAUUAGACAAAACAGAAGUCCAUGAUGACUCCUCGAAGACAGAAGAAGAAUCCGUGGCACCAACAGUAGAAACUGUGGUGGAGGACACAGCAACGCCCGAGGAACCAGCAGAGGUGAACAAGGAGGAAAUCAAGCCUACUGUGGAGAUUGUAGUGGAACCAGCAACUCCAGUGACCAUAGACGUUGAAGAAAAGCCUGAGGCAAAGGUUGAGGAAAAACCCCAAACAACCCAAAUGGAGCCAGAAAAGGUGGAAGAAAAACCUCAACUGGUCAAGAAAGAGCCAGAGAAGAAACCAGAAAAGGUGGAAGAAACACCUCAACUGGUCAAGAAAGAGCCAGAGACAAAACCAGAAAAGGUGGAAGAGAAACCUCAACUGGUCAAGAAAGAGCCAGAGAAGAAACCAGAAAAGGUGGAGGACAAAGUGCCCAAAUGGAAGAAAGAGGAAGAGAAGAAACCCGAGAAGACUGAAGCCCCAGUGCCCAAAUGGAAACGAGAGGCUGAAGAGAAGCAGAAAGCCAAGAAAGAGGUUGAGUUCCCACCAAAGAAAGUGGAGGAGAAACCAGUGACACUCAAGAAAGUAGAAGAGAAACCAGUGGCCCCAAAGAAGGAGGCUGAGGAGAAACCUAAAUGGAAGAAGGAGGUGGAGGAGAAGACAUCUAAAUUUAAGAAAGAGGAGCCUGUCGAGGAAAAGCGAAAGCCAGCCUUCCUGCAGAACCUCAAGCAACAAAAUGGAGGUCUUCCUGACUCGACAAAGCUGAAGAAACCAGAGAAAAUUCCAAGUCGUGGCGUGGGGACUAAGGAGGAGCAGGAGGCCGAGCGCAAGCUGCUGGAGCUGAAUAAGAAGCGUAACGAGCAGGAGAGCCAGGAGUUCCAGAAGAUAAAGGCCAAGGCCGACGGGGCAGAGGCCGAGCUGGAGGUGCUGAAGAAGAAGAGGGAGGAGCGGAAGAAGAUCCAGGAGGAGGAGGAGAGGCAGAAGAAACAGGUGCUGGCUGACAAGAAGGCCAAAGAGGAGGAGGAGAAGAAGAGGAUGAAGGAGGCGAUUGAGAAGAGGAGAGCAGCGGCGGCAGAGAAACGACAGAAGGGAGAGGCACCAGAAGGGGAGGCAAAGACACCCUUCAAGUGUGUUGGCACCAAGGGCCCUGCCUCAACGAUUGGGGUGAAAGCUGACUUUUUGAACAAGUCUGCGCAAAAGAGCAGUUCUGUGAGGCCGACUCAUAAUCUCACACCCAUCACUACCAAGAUAGGCAACAGAAUGGAGCAGUUCACAUCCGCAGCUCAGGGCAGCAAAGAGCCCAGGUCUCCAAAGUCCCCCCUGGUGGACGUGCCAGGAGACGCAGGCGUGCGGAAUAUCAAGAGCAUGUGGGAGAAGAGCAACGUGCAGAGCUCCCCAACAAGCCCCAUGCCAGUCCAGCAGAAAGCAGAGAGCAAGGAAACAUCUGGGAUGAACAAAGGCGUGACGGGUCGGCUCAACAGCUGGAAGACCAAGGCCCCAGAGCCUGAGAAGGCAGCCCCAGAAAAACCUGCUCAGGAUCCCAAACCAGCUGACGUCACCAAACCACGCAGUCUGUGGGAAAACAAGAGCUCCACCCCAGGCCGAGUGGCCUUUGGAAAGAAAUAAGUCAUGCGUUGUCAGAGAACACAAGACAGACUUCAAGGGCAGACAAUCAACAAAAAUAUGAUCACUACAGUCAUCAGGCAGAUGAUGAGAGGCUCUACGGGGGGGACUUUAUUAUCCUCAACUCAUGCAUAGCUGAUUACAACCAAAGGAGGGGAACAUUGAAGAUAUUUGGAUUCACAGCCAUAUAGCACAAUAUAGUACCAGCGUACUUUAUGUUACCCGUUGAAGAUGUCUUGUUUAUUUUUCAACCAUAGGGAAGUGGUUUCUAUGCACAUCAAUCUCUGAUUCUAUUUACUGACUCUUAGCUGUCUGGUGCAUAGACAGGCCUCUAGACAGCUUGCAACGCUUUACUUUGAGUUUCACAUCUGCCUUACGAUGAUCUACCAGUGCUGAAUGCUUCAUUUCAUACAGCCAAUCAAUAAUUCCUACAGCAUUAACGACAACUCACUACCACACUGUACUUGGCACUGAGUAAUUAACUUGACGCUCUGAAAAUAAGUGGCUUGUAGUUUCUCAGAGUUGAGCUAUCAUGGCACGCUUACAGCUAGUUUCAUUAAGCCACUGCAUACAGAAUGAGUACUGGCUGCAACAUAAAUAAUGACUGCUGCAGUACAACAAGCCCACUGCAUUCACAGUGGUCAUACUGUAUCUCACUCGUAGAUGUGUUAGACAAGCUUACCGCAGUUAUAUGCGACUAGGAAGAGCACUUUCUGCCAGAAACUGAUCAGCCAGCCUGAUUAGAGUUUGGUUUAAUUCAGUCUGUGUGGUAUCUGUGGCCAGCCAACAUGCCCAUCAUGGUACUAACCUAAUUACCUAUACUACCACUAACGAUCCUGUUAACAUGUGGCUUUCAAUAUCAUCGAUGUGUAUGCUGUGACGCAGUGACAGAACAUCUGAGCCAGUGUGAGAGACUGUGGUGUCAAUUAGGUAGAGGUGUCAGCCAGAUGGACAGCUGUUGGUAUCACGUAACCCGGUCACAAUAGAGCAUCAUAUCAGUGGAUGAAGACAUUUGCAAUGUCACUCACCCUCACCCCGGCUCAGUCCCACUGGUGUCCCAACAGACUCCUGCGUCAACAAUAAAGACAGGAAGGCUGAAUCUGAAUGCUUUCCCUAUCAGGGAAAGGCAUUUUGAGUAAGGGGACUGUUUUAUUACCGGCCAUGACGGCUAACAGUCAACCACGACUCAUCUUAGUCUCAUCUUACUUCUAAAAAUGGCCCAUGGCCUUAAAGUUUACGGUUCCAUCCCUUUGAUUUAAUAAGCUGAGACAGGGAUGGAAAUCAAAUGUGUUGUGUGAUGAUGAAAUGUCACAUGUUGGUCAUUGUUUCUCACAUUGCCUACACUCUGAAAAAGUUCAAACUGUACAGAAAUUCCAUUUUGUGUAACAUUUCAUUAAACCUGUAGGACACUAAAUGUGCAGUUUAUCAGUUUGUUUAUUUUGGCUUUUGCAUAGCUCACAGAAAGAAUACUUGAUAUUAACUUUUGCAAAUUGUUGUUGAAUUUUACCCUCAGUUGAGCAAGAAAAUAAAUGCAUAU